Molecule: messenger RNA, 4407 nt
Organism: Clarias gariepinus (North African catfish)
Lineage: Eukaryota; Metazoa; Chordata; Actinopteri; Siluriformes; Clariidae
Gene: cnnm4b
Product: metal transporter CNNM4
Exons: 8
Coding region: 2-2467 (821 amino acids)
Biological process (GO): magnesium ion homeostasis; magnesium ion transport
Cellular component (GO): plasma membrane
Molecular function (GO): sodium ion transmembrane transporter activity; magnesium ion transmembrane transporter activity
Source: RefSeq, a predicted model, not a curated record
CAUGGCGACACGAUGGUGCGGAGGAAAAGGGAUCACGCUGACUUUUAUUCUGCUGCUGUGGCCCGGAGAGUGCGCGAACGCGGCGGAAGCGGCGGCCGAGGCCGGAAGCGAGAGCCGCAUCCUCGGCGUGCGCUUGGAGAGAAGCGACAAGCCGGCGGCGACCACCGAUGACGGGAUCAUCCAGGUGACGGAGGAGAGCAACAUCUCGCUCAGGCUGUACGGUCUGCGCAUCGGCAAUGACACUUGGUCGCAGGUGAAGUUCGUGGAGGUCGGGGACGACAGCGAGCACUCUCAGAGCGGUGAGAGAUUUAACAGGACUUGCACUGAUUUCACCAAAGACAUCAUUAUUCUAAGUGGCGUGAACGUGUCCCGCCAGGGGACCUCGGGGGUCCUGAGUGUAAAGAUCAAGCUGCUGAGGAAAAGUGAGGCGCAGAGGGAUUACGCGCUGUGCAUCAGGAACGACCAGGAUGCCAGGUGGUACCUUCUGGGAGACAACGAUGGUAGGAUACGUGUGGUGGAGGAGAAAAAGUCCAUGCUUCCACUGUGGCUUCAGGUCAUCCUGAUCUGCUUCCUCCUGGUGCUGUCUGGCAUGUUUAGCGGUCUCAACCUGGGGCUGAUGGCUCUGGAUCCCAUGGAGCUCCGGAUCGUUCAGAGCUGCGGCACGGACAAGGAGAAAAAGUACGCCAGGAAGAUCGAACCCAUCCGAAGAGAAGGGAACUACCUGUUGUGCUCGCUCCUUCUCGGGAACGUGUUGGUCAACACGACUCUGACCAUCCUCCUGGACGAUCUCAUAGGUUCAGGGCUCGGGGCCGUCGUUGCUUCCACCAUCGGCAUCGUCAUAUUCGGUGAGAUCGUCCCACAGGCGCUGUGUUCUCGCCACGGCCUGGCAGUCGGCGCCAACACCAUCCUGGUCACCAAAUUCUUCAUGCUGGUCACCUUCCCGCUCUCGUACCCCGUCAGCAAACUCCUGGACUGCGUUUUGGGUCAGGAGAUCGGCACCGUGUACAACCGGGAGAAGCUUGUAGAGAUGCUGAAGGUCACUGAGCCGUAUAACGACCUGGUCAAAGAGGAGCUGAAUAUGAUCCAGGGUGCUUUGGAGCUCAGGACUAAAACAGUCGAGGAUGUCAUGACGCCGCUUUCGAACUGUUUCAUGAUUCACAGCGACGCCGUGUUGGACUUCAACACCAUGUCGGAGAUCAUGGAGAGCGGCUACACGCGCAUCCCUGUGUACGAGGAGGAGCGCACUAACAUAGUGGACAUCCUGUUUGUGAAGGACCUGGCCUUCGUGGAUCCAGACGACUGCACGACCCUGAAGACCAUCACCAAGUUUUAUAACCACCCCGUCCACUUCGUGUUCCACGACACCAAGCUGGAUUCCAUGCUGGAGGAAUUUAAGAAAGGUAAGUCCCAUUUGGCUAUCGUUCAGAAGGUGAAUAAUGAAGGCGAGGGCGAUCCGUUUUACGAGGUGCUGGGAUUGGUGACUUUGGAGGACGUCAUUGAAGAGAUCAUAAAAUCAGAGAUCCUGGAUGAGUCUGACCUUUACACUGACAAUCGGAACAGAAAAAAGGUGGCGCCCAAUAAAAACAAGCGGGACUUCUCUGCCUUUAAGCACGAGAGCGAAUCUAAAGUUAAAAUCUCUCCUCAGCUGCUGUUGGCUGCCCACAGAUUCCUUGCCACAGAAGUUAAUUUAUUCAACCAAACUCAGAUCUCUGAGAAGGUCCUGUUGAGGAUCUUGAGGCACCCCGAUGUUAUUCAGGAGAUCAAAUUUAACGAGAACGACAAACGGUCAGCUCAUCAUUACGUCUACGUGCGUGGCAAACCUGUCGACUACUUCGUCCUCAUACUGCAGGGUCGUGUGGAGGUCGAGGCUGGUAAUGAGAAUAUGAAGUUUGAGACGGGGCCCUUCUCCUACUACGGUGUCAUGGCACUUACUGCCACAUUAGCUCCAUCGUGUCUUAGGGCUCCUCCUUUCCUCAAUCCCUCGAGGAAAGUUUCUCGUCCUCGUCACCUCUCUCUAAUGAGGUAUUCUUUCUUCUCCCGUUUUCCAGAGUUCCGUUCACCGUCUCACAUCAGCGGUCUAAACCGGUCAGCGUCUCUUAACUACACGGAUCGCUCAGAGUCCCAGUCCAUCAGUGGCAGCAACACGCAGCUGAACAGCUCCCCCUCUGCGCAGUAUGUCCCUGACUUCAACAUGCGUGCGCUGACGGACCUGCAGAUCGUCAAGGUCACUCGUUCGCAGUAUCAGAACGGUCUGAUGGCGUCCCGGCUGGACAAUUCCCCCCAGUCUCCAGACAGCGGUCAGAUGCGCACGGAGAACAUCACACCCGCAGUGUCUCACUCUCCAUCCGACAACACGCUCACGCUCCCCAUGACGGACACGCCGCCGGACGAACACACAUCGCUCCUGAACGAGCAGAACUGCUUGUCCGCGCGCCAGACCAAUCACAGCACGCACAGCGAGAUCUGAACCUCACCCACAGCUUUUCUAACAGCAUGCCUAGAGACCACCGUCAAAUACACACUACUUUAUAUCCACACGAUUUUCAACCUGAUUAAUGGAAAUGGCAGAUGUCCGAAUUACAGACCCAUACACCAACAUAGUAUACUUGUCUACAGUCCGAUCACAUGUCUACAGUCGUAUCAUUUUAAGCUGCCAAAAAAAAAUAAAGGGCAAGAACUGGACGGAGAAAGUAAUAAAAAAAAAUAAAAAAAAAGGCGUGAUUGCACUGAGAAAUUAUGUCUGGAUUAUCGAGCACCUGGACCGAGUAGUUCUUGAGCUAAAAAUCCAUCUGGGCAUUUUAAUUUUGUUUUAAAGAAAGAAUUUAUGUUUAAAAACCAAAUGUUUUUUUUUCUUUAUGUCAAAAUAUCGUCAUCAAAUUUUACAUUCGAGUUAAAUAAAAGUCAAGUAAGACCAUAGAUUAAAGGAAUACUCCAGCGUUUUUCAGUCUAAUCUCUAUCCAGUACAGAUGUAGCAUACGCAACGAGAUGCCCACUGAUAAGAAUUUUGAUACAAACAGUAAAAUUGUGAACGUCUUAAACUUUUUCUUUUUUUUUAUUCAAUAAUAAUUUUUAAUACAGGGAAAUGCGUCACCAUUCCUGUCUUUAGUAAUCAUGACUACGAUACACAUGCCGUAGGAAGAGAUCAGCUUAUAAGCACUGAACUGUUUCUUUGAGAAGGUUGUGUGUGUGUGUGUGUGUGUGUCUGUGUUUUCAUGCUCAGUUGUAUUAAAGAAUUACCAUCUUUUAUCAUAAUCACACCAAAAUCCAAGAUGUAUCUCAGGGAGACACUAAGCACCACGUGUUUAAUCUAUAUGUUAAACUUUUUUUUUUUUCGCUAUACAACUAUAGAACAAGUGACCAAAAGAAACCCCAAAGCAUGUUGAAAUUUCAUCUCGUUUCGUGUCCGUGUAUUCUCAUACUGUAAGUGAACUUUCUAAUGUUUUUUGUUUGUUUGUUUAUUUUUUUGGACCAGUGUCUGGUCUUCUGUUCAUGAUUAAGUGAAUCACUGUAAAGUGAAACACUGUGUAUAUGUGACUAUGAGUCUAGUUGUGGUUUUGCAAUGACUCCAUAAUUGUGUUUUGUUUUUGUUUUUUUGUAAACUUUAAAGUGAGCAAGACCGUAUCGGAGAAAGUGGACUAGUUUCCUGUUUCAGAGGAAAGCGUCUUGCAUAACUGAGCUUUAAGACGUUGUGGUUCAAAUAUUGAACCUGAGGUUUAACCCAUCAGAAAUAUAUAUAUAAAUAUAUACAUACUGUAUUUAUUUGACAUAUAAAUUCAAGUUGUAUAUUUUUGUGAGAUGUACAUUUUUUUUUUUAUUGAAUGUUAUGGUUAUUGCCUUCAGAACAUGUUUUAGAUCAACACCAGGGUACUGAAUCAUCUGUGUCCCAAUUCUGGUCCAGAAUUAGUUGCAUCCAAGCCAAAAGAGUCUUUAUUUAAACAAAAUUGGGUCAGAAGAGUCUUGGAAAUUAUAGUUUAUUUAUUAGGGUGCAUUAAAAAAUGCAUCAUUUUGAUUGUUGAAACAUGCUUCCACUCUACGAAUGCAUGCAAUAUCAAGGAAUAAACAUUGUGGCCAAAUUUAAUAUAUUAGGGUAUAUAUUUACUGGGUCAACUAGCUUAGCAUUUGCAAUACAAUAUUUAAGUUUCGACAAUUUAGCAUUAUUGCGCUCUAGAAACGUUAUGAAACUUGUUAGUGGUGUUCUGAUCUGGCGACAUCAAGGUAGUCAACAUUAGACAUGAAGUCACCCUCUUCGCAGUCAUUUCUGACAUUUGGGGGAGCCGUCAUCUUCAAGGCCAGAUAUGAUGCCUGACCUGGCCAAAAGACCUCAUGAUGUUGCAUGAAACCAACAUCCAUAUUAAGAAGCUUGAAGAGCAGCCACGAGUCAUUGGUGACCAAAUCACCAAGCCGAGU